Molecule: messenger RNA, 903 nt
Organism: Trypanosoma grayi
Lineage: Eukaryota; Euglenozoa; Kinetoplastea; Trypanosomatida; Trypanosomatidae
Exons: 1
Coding region: 1-903 (300 amino acids)
Source: RefSeq, a predicted model, not a curated record
AUGCUGCGUCACGUAUGUUGUGCUCGUGUGGCCGUAGUGAGCCGCCUCUACCGACUGCCGUCAACUGGUGUGAUGCUCUGCUCGAGGAGGACUCACACGACCACGCCAUCAUCAUCAUCAUCAUCAUCCUCGCAACAGCAAACACAAGAGGGAAAACAGUUCGAUGACGCGGCGGUCAAUGAGGAGAUCCAUUCACAGCAGCAGCAGUUAAAAGAGCAACAUGAGGACGCUGCAACUGCAGCGCCACUGUCUUCUUCGUCUUCCUCAGCCGAUGCUUCUGCUUCCCCAGAGGAUGAUAUCAAGAGUGCCAACACUGACACAAUUAAAGACGUUGUUUCACCUGAAGUAGAGCCUGUGCGUUGGGUGCAGAAGCCCUACGUUGACCCUUCGACAGAGCCUAUUAUUGAUGAAAAGGGUGAGUACAUCGUCUCCCGCGUACAGUGGCCAACAGGUGAGAUAGCGUACAGCACCCCUCCGCCCCCUGACGGCAAACUGGCCCCGCGCUUCGGCUACAAUGUGGUGCAGGUAAAGAAGGAUGUAUCAUGGUGGAAGCACUACCAGAAGUACCCACGCAUUUCCGUGGCCUACAUUAACAUCCAAGUUCUUUUCCUCCUCGGUGCUGCGUGGUUGGUGGCAUUCCUGUCGGAGGAGUACCGCAGAACGACGGACGAGUUGAAGACACCAGGGGCGAUGGUCGGCGAGCACCGCGGUCGCGGCCCCGUCGGCCGGCAGACGCAAAAGGUCGCUUUCACCAGUGAUGAGAUGUCAGCCCUCGUGAAUAAGGCUCAGAACAACUGGCUCGAUGCCAAGGGGGAGGCCAAUUACAUUGGUUCAAAGGAUUACAGCAUGAAAAAGAUCCCACGCCCGAAGGAGUUCAGUGUGGACGACUUCCGGAAGCGCUAG